Molecule: messenger RNA, 24429 nt
Organism: Xyrichtys novacula (pearly razorfish)
Lineage: Eukaryota; Metazoa; Chordata; Actinopteri; Labriformes; Labridae
Source: the annotation of a GenBank genome assembly
CUACAAACAGGUUAAAGUGAGGGCGGAGGAAUGGAGUUAAGACUAAUUUUAAUAUGCUCAUAAGGUCAUGUUACUAAAUAUAUGGGGUGGAAAUAUGAGCUGUAAUGUGUUUAAAAUAUGAUAAUGUGAAAACUUGUGCGACAAGCAAAAGUUUUCACAUUAUCACCACGUCUGACCGUUACUACUACCGCGAGACUCUCCAGACAUGGACAACGAGCACAGAAAGGUAAGUAAUAUGUUUGCAUGACCUUUACGGGGGAUACAAUAAGACGCCAACCGCCAUGUUUCCUAAGAGUUAAGAAAUAAGGAAGUGGUUGACUCACCUCGGCUCACAGCGGUGCUGCACACAGGUGAGGGAGUGGCUUCCUGCUGCCUCCUCCUGCACUAUCAGACUGUCAGGCCUGGGCUCUCCGGGAGGAAUACCGCUGUCUGCUUUUAUUCUCGGGGGAUUUCAAUCAGAACCAGGUAAGACUCCACAUCCACAACCCUUUUUGUCUAUUCCAACUAAGUGUUUCAACUUUACUUCUCAGAGGAGCUGAAUCUGUUAUUCAAAGUUUAAAAUAGUUUGCAUUUAUAAAGAUUAACGCAAUAAACACCAUGGCCUGCAUUUAAGCCAUUACAUAAGGUUAAAGGGUAAGGGUUUGUACUCAAAAAGUUGAGAACAAUAUCUAUUUUUAAUGUAUGUAUAGAUUCAAUAUCCAUGCAAAUUGUUAUACUUAAUUUUGAAGCUCAAAGGGUUGCAUUUUCAGAGUAGAAAAGUGAUCAGAGUGACAGGAUGAGCAGCUCGAGGUGCUGUUUUCUCGCAGAGAGAGAACUUUGUUCAUUAUCACAGCAUGUCUGUGCAGGUGGAGGAGCAGCCUCCACAUUCCAGUGCCUUGGGUCAUGACAGUGCAGUGCGCAGACCCUCAGCAGCACAACACUCUUCACAGAGCAGGCCUGUCUGAAUGCCUGCCUGUGUUGACAAGCACCUACCAUACUUGCCUACCAUAAACGCUGAACUUUCUACAGUAGAAAAGUAGCUUACAAGUGUCCAGAUUUCCUGUGAAUUCACCACUUGUGCAAUCAUUAGAUCUUUAUCUGAAGAGCAUUUCCUCAGUUGCCUUUUACUGAUAAAAAAACAGACUGAAAAGAUGUCAUUUUACAUCCUUUUGCACCAGGUCUCUGUAAAAGUCAUUUUUGUCACUAUUUUUCUUCGAAAAUAACACACACACAAACACAUACAAGGACAAAGUGAUGACACCUCUAGAUAUCUCUCACUGUAGUCAGAGGUACAUGUUAUGACAGAUCCAACAGCAUGUUCUCCAUUGCACCACCGUGCAGUUUGCAGUGAAACAGCAGUAUGAGCAGUCAAUGAUCUGACCAACCUGUUGAAGCCUUGUUAUGUAUGUUUAUAUGUUUUUAUGUAUUUUAAGGCUCCCACAUAAAAGACAGUGUAGGUACAUAAUAUAUAAUUUAACAUUCUCUGGCAUAACCAACAUAACACAAGCAAACAAAAAGGUGGGGGUGGUUUAAAAGAAGUGAAAUGUAGAGAUAGACCGGUUUAUGAUUGGCUGAUUUAACAGCCUUUUGGUCUUAUCGGCAUCACCUCAGCAUUGGCUCAACAAGGCAGACAUCAACACAAUCUUUUCUCAAUAAAAUAGGGAUUUCCCCCCAAAAACAGUGAAUUAAAUCUUGAAUAGCCACUGUGCUAGUGCUCUGAAAUGUAGCAUAACCUAAUGUGUUGGUAUCGUCCCAUUAUUAUUAUUUUAAUCAAGAAUUAAUUCAUAAUCCCUGCUGCCCUAGAAGGGCAGACUGAUGAAGAUUUGAAGUGGCUCUUAGGUAAAAUUUGCAUUACUGUACUGAUAAGAUGCCAUAGAAAUAAGGGGGAAGGUCCACAUCAUUUAACAACCUUCUGAUUAUUUAAGACCCACUUUAUGUUGUUGAUACUCGUUUGCAUUCCUAAUUACACUAAUCAAACAGUUGGAUGAUUCCUCUGACCUUUUUCUAAAGCCUCUUCCUCCUGCUGAAUGAAGCAGUGUUGCUUCUCCUCCCACUGCUGUGGAAUUUCAUUCUCAUCUGUCACAAUCUGUCCUCGCGGAUCAAUCAUCUCCUGAUGUCUCACCAAGAGAAACUGUGAACCUUUCUAACAGAGCACAACAUUUCAGUCACAGAGGACUGGCAGCAGUGACAAAUGUUUGGGUGCUGAAUAUUAGGAUUUAUUGUCAUCCUGCUGCAGUGUUUGUUGUGGGUGAGUGUUGACGGGGAAAGUUCCCCCCACCUUGGUCUUGUGUUUUUCAAUCAGAAUCUCCCCCGGGAACAGUUGUUACCAUAACAACUCAAGCGGCAGCAUGACGGUCUGAGAGGGGAACAACAACAGCUUGCACUGAGAAACUCGUGUCACUUUUUUGCUCACUUGGGGAAACCAGACAGAUGUGGCAAACAACAGCAAGACUCACCACAUUCCAGUAAUUUGUUAUUCAGUUAAAGGGUUUUAUGCACCAUACUAUUGACAGUUCUGUAGCAUUAAUGGGCAUCUUGUGUGAUCUUGUGUGCAGAUCUAUGAAGUACUUCUAUAAGAGGUAUUUAAAGCUCCUAUGAGAAGUUUUUUUUAUUUUUUACAUUUAUGAUGUAGCCUGAAAUUCACAUUAAUACUUUUUUAUGAUAUUCAGUAGCAAACAAAACUAUUACUAACAAAAUUGAUGAUCUUUAUUCCUUUUUUUUAUGCCUGACACUGGUGCAAGGUGGGUAGGUGUCGGCCAAGUAGCUAAAGAAAAAGCCCUGCUUUUUCAAUUUCUACAUUAAAUUUCCACAAUAAAUCAUACAUCUGACUGUAAAAAGUCACAGGGGGGCGCCAAAAUUGACACAAACUAAAGGUUUGGCUAACUUUAGUUUGAUGAAACCGUUGUGUAUUUCACAAAACAAGGAGAAAGUUAUUUAUUUAUUUAUUUCCCUGAUUUAAUUUAGAUACAGUUUAGAUUUAAUUUGUAAUUUGUAUUAGUAAAUAUCAGAAUUAAGAAUAAACAAUGGCAGGUCUUCCUCAAACAUCUUCAUAAAUUUGGUCAAUUAUAGGCAAACAUCUUAUAACAUGUCACAAAAAAAGAAAAAAAAAAUGCAGUUGUGAUUUUAUGUACCUAUACUAGACCAACCCAACAGCUACCAAAUGCUUCACACAAGUCAUGGUCUGUAAAGAAAAUCUACCAACACCACAUUUUGACUUGACACAUGACAGGUGUAAACAUUCAUAACUGAGAUUAAAGCUCCUAUGAGGAAUUUAUUAGGCAAACAAGACCAUCAGCACCAAGAUUGAUGACUUUAUUAUUACAGACAGAAACUGAAUAUUCCUCAAGACAAAACAAAACUGCAAAACAGUCUUUUUAAAAAUCGGUUUCAUCGACAACAAAGCAUGAAUCACUAAUGCAUAAGACAAGAUUAGCAAAGGGGGGAGCAGCUUUGUCUACAGGGGGUACCAAACCAAAAAGUUUGUUACAGGAGCUUUAAUGAUGGCUGUGUUUAAGGUUUGCCGGUUAAGGAGUCUGAAAAUGUGCAUUGACUACAUUUUAGACUUCAUGUUUUUUGUUUCACCUGCCUUUUCCCUGCCACUAAAAGUGAAUAUAUCAGUCAUUUAAAUUGCUUAUUGUUACCCAGCUCGACUUGAAGAGGUUUUAUGUCUGCGCUGCAUUGUUUGGGGUUUUAGUGUUUAAGUGUAAAAAACCUAAACUAUACAAAACCAGGUCUCACAUGGUUGUUAAAACCUUGACUUAAGUGGAGGUCAGAGGGAUAGAACUGUGACGGAGGAAACAUGGUGUGUCUUUUUUCCCUGUGUUAUUUUUCUAUAGCUGAUAAUAUUUGUUUAACACACUUAUGUAUUAUUACCCAGCUGUGUGAAAUACUUGAUUCUGAUUGGUCAAAACUGAAUUAGAAUGGUAAUUUAUUCUCAAGCACAAAAAGCAUGUUAGGGACAGUUUGAGCACACACUUCAUAUCUCUGACACUGUUAAGGUCCUUACACACCGGGAACGCCGAAAUAUUCAGAGGCGAAUUUUAACGUGCCUGACUAUACACAUCAAGCCCGAUGACUAUUUUUCAGUUCUGAUUAAACACUAGUGUUGAGAUGGCUGUCUGUCAUGAUAGCAUGUACUGAGUUGGAGCCAGUACCAGAUAAGCACAUUGAACUAUAAUCCAUAAACGUAAGGUAACAACCGAGACCUAAUGGUGCUGUGACAGCAACGCGAUUGAGUUUGAGACAGUGAAAAUACAUAUGGUAUGUUGUACCUGAACGGGUUAGCUUACGAGCUGAAGUUACUUAGAACAGAUGAAAGUUAAAAACAAGACGUUUAGCAAACUCAACUCAACUUUAACUUUUAACUUUAACUUCAACUUUGAACAAAGUGCUGUACAUAAACAGACAAAACAACACAGACAUAAAAAACAAUCAAAAGACAAUUAAGACAAUGGACUCUAUUUUCGUGUACGCCGGUGAGGCGGCGGAGGGUGGCGGAUCCUGUGCAGUUGUAUUUUCGUCUGGCGGAGCCCGGCGUACAGCCAGUUUGGUAUUUUCGUGGACUGAGGUGCACGGAGGCGAGCCGAGAUCUGCCAAGCUGGGCGUGGUGGCGUGGCAGGGGGAGGUGUCGACAGAAUCAGCGGGCGCAGUGACAUUUUCGUGCUCGCCAGUGGCGUGUAAAGUGAACUGAAAGCUCGCCGAUUCAAACCUAGUCAGCUUUCACCGCAGGUGGAGCGCAGCUGGUCUAGUGGUAUUUUGGUAGACCGGCGGCCUAUCGGCAUACGUCACCGAUGCCUCACAGGCAGGUUUCCACAGUGUCAGGCACAUUUCAGUGCAAUAAAUAAACAUCAACAACUAAUAAUCUGAGUCAGCACAUACAUUUAGAUCUAUAUCGAUAUAUUCUGAUUUAUAUCUGAUCUGAUGAGCGCGUUUGGCACGUGUUUGGACACACAACCGAAUCAACACAGCUGGAACCGCAUUAAAUUAAAUUAAAAAUCUAGUAAAUAAACACACGAAGUUAACAAGAUAUUUAAUUUGUCUCCCUCCUUUUCUUUCUUCCUCUUCCUCUUAUUUCUCGCGCAGCUCGACCUGGACACGUCUCCAUGUCCUCUCUCUGUCCUGCUGCAGCUGCGGCUGAACAGAUGAUUUGUUUCAGUGAUCAGAUGAGUUAUUUACUUUAAGCCUACAUACGGAUGUCAUAAUAUUCAGUUUUGUGGGCCAAAUUUAUUUUAUAUGCCAACAUCUAUGAAAGAAAGAGCCAGGCCAUGGAGCGCGAUGCGUCAUUUACGCACAGAUGGUUCCGAUUUUAAUGCCAUUUUUGGAGUUUAUGUUGUGAUCUGUGCGCACAACCCACCUUUGUCACGUGAGGUUUGAAUAUAUGCAACUUUAUUUGAGUGUCUUUAUUUGUGGAAAAGGGUGUUUGUCUUACCAGUGGGUCCAAACUUACACACAACAAAUCCCUCUGUGCUCAUAUGAUAGAGUUUGGAGGACGCCCUCUGCAGCGUUUACAGUGACACUUGUUGAGGAGCUGCCCUCUGUCGCCAUCUUGUGGCAUUAUUGUCUUCAGACAUCUCUUGAUCUCUUUGACUACUUCACGAAAAUAGUAAUACGCCUUGCCGGUGGCGGAUUUAAAGGCAAGGAGAGGAGCUGAUGUGAUUGGUGAAAACAGGUCUCGGCUGUGUUAAACCCACUCCAAGCCCUCUCUCCUCCCUCGCUACGACUUACGCCGCUGCGAAGAGCUGAGUUAGGGAGGGGGGAUACUUACGCCAGGCUGCGCCGCUCACCAAAAUACCAAAUUGUGCUUGGGAAUGCCUUGUCGGUGUGGCAGACCUGAAUUACGCUGCGCCUGCGGCACGUCUCCGGCGAGACACGAAAAUAGAGCCCACAGGAUAAAAUAAAAGCAGAUAUUAAAAAGUAAAAUGUAGUUUCAAUGUUUUUAAAAACUAAUUUAAAAACAUAGAAAAAAAUAACUCAAAACAAACCAUCUAACACUAAAACAGGAACUGAGUCUCAUGCAGGGUUGUAAGCCAAUAAAUAAAAAUGGGUUUUAAUGACACAUAAACAAUCAGCCGGUCGGCCAUGUUGGAUAUACUGGUGAAUCUGACGUCGCAACAACACGCAAUCUGAUUGGUCAAAAGUGGACACACAGUAUGCGAAACUUAAGAAAAAUUGACUGUGAUUCGAAAAAAACAAUUCUGCAAUAUCGCAGGACGGGAAAACAUCGCUGAUGUGAACACUUGUAUUGACAGGAUACGGGUUCGAAAAAAAAUAUUGACGUCCAAAAUAAUUGCAUGAAAUGGUAUGUAAGGACCUUAAGCCUGUUGCUACAAGGUCUUGCUCACCCUGUCAGGAUCCCAGUUUGUGUAACCAUCUGUCCACUAUACACCCAUCACUGACUCCACCUCCUUUUCCUGCUUGCCUGCCCGUCUACAGUUAUUUCUUAAUUCUUUUUUUUCCCCCAUGUCUUUCCUAGUGAGACCCCCUUCCUCACCCCCACUGCCCAACAGUGUGUACAGGUAUUUUUUGAAAAUGUCAGUGGCAGGCUGCUGUGAAAGCUCAGAAAUUUUCAGGUAUGAAAGGAACUUUAGAGGCCUGCAAGCAAAAUGCUUUGGCACAACAUUUUGCAAUGCUGUCUGACAUGUGUAGCAAUCUGUAAUGUAUACAUAUCACCAGGUUGACUCAUCAUUUCUUCCACACAAACACAGGAAUGUAGUUGUGUAUCCACAGCUGAGCACGGUGUAAUUUAUGGAGGUGAUCUUUAACGUCCUCUUCUUCCCCCUCUCUCCGUCCGGCCUCCCACACCCAGGUGAUGGUGCAACAUGCCGGCCAUGCUGCUCACUCUUCCUCUCCUUUUUUUUUUCUCUUUCUCUCUCUUUCUCAGUAUACACACACGCAUAGUUACACACAAACACACCCACAAGGCCCUGCUGGGGAAUUCAUGGCCUCAGGCUAACAAAACACAACCCUCUCCAAUAGCGGCGUAAAGCUUGGAGAGAAACUAACACAGCCAGGCUCUCGCACAGCAGACUAACAGCAUGGAUCUUCAUUUAUGAGAGAAAAAACCAUUCAGACGGCCAGAGGGCACUUUUCAUAUGACACUGUUGAGAGGUGGGUAAUCUUUGGUCACAGCUAGGUGUGUUUCCAGGUAUUUAGCAAAGCUGUACUGUUUGCUGAGUCAACAUGCACUCACAUUUUUGAUUGACAGGAAAGAAUAUUAAUUAAAACUGUGUAAUGGUGCUUGGUAAACUGAAAGCAGCUCAGGAUGUGUUUCCUGAUUUUUUUCCUUUUGAGGCAUCAAAAGGUUUGGGCACCAUUAGUCACAGUAUCCUAAAAGUUUAGUCAAACUCCGUACAGGCGUCCAGCUUUUUAAUCAGGCAGAAAGCUUCCAGUUGUCUGUUUUUGAGUGCGUAGCUGUGGCUGUGGUUGUGGCUGUGUGCUGAAGUUUUUACUAUCUCUAGUGGUCAUCUCUGUGUUUGUUUAAAGUCAAGUGGUUGGAGAAGAAUCUCCUGUUGUUUGGAAGUACUCCACGUGAGGUACUCCUGUCUUAAAGCACCAGUUUGCCUUUUGAGGCUACAAAGAGUUUUCAGUAAUGUACGGUAAAGGUGACUGCAUUUGUCAAGGGCCCAUGUUUACUGGUCUUGUAAAUGAUUGCUUAAAAAUAUUUACCCUGCUCCAGGAGGAAAGGAACUGAGUGUUUUGAGUAUGAUUUGCAUCGGUUCAGGCACUCUUGUUACAUUAAUAUCAAGAUUCAUGGAAAUUAUCAGUCCAAACAUUUGAAUUUGUGUGUUUUUGAGUAAAACAUCAGUGGGCUGUGAUUGGUUGGUUUCACCUGAAGAAACAUAUUUAACAUUUGUCCAAGAAAACACACUACCAAGAGCAUUUAAAGCUUUCAGUAGUCUCCAUAAUCUGCCUACUCAGUGGAUUUUGAAGUUCGGAAGUUAGGCUCUGAGAACAGAUACACCCCAAUAUCAAGCUAGCUAGCUCUGGGAGCCAGUUAGCAUAGCAUAACAAAAUGACUCAAAGGCUUUCACAGCAUUUUAGUUAACUGCAGCUGUUUCAAAUGUAGUAUACAAAUAUAUUUUGACUUGACAUGACUGAAACCAGUGAGAAACAGCCAGCCUGGUACUAUUUAGAACUCCCUAGAUCUCACCUAUUGGUACCCUUGAAGCCAGCAACUUGUCUUCUUUACUAAUUCUGUAACAAGGACUCAAAUGGUCUCAUAACAAGUCCAGGAAGUCCUUUCCAGAAGCAGGUUUAUGUUCAGUCUUAAAAAUCAAAGUUGUCUUUUAAACGUAAUGAUUUUUGCAUGAACUAAACAAUUGUUUACAGUGUGCAAAAUAAUCAGCCUUAAAGGCGCCAGUAGGUGGCCAUGUUGCUGACCAACCAGAUCAGAGCUGCACAUGCCUGGUCUCCGAGAUAUUCCACAGCUCAAUAUGUCUUCAGUGUUUUGCCAUCAUAUCAAGCAUAUCACCCAUAUUUACAGAUGCCUAAAGCUAAAAACUGGUAGCCUGACUGGGUCUGUUGUUGGCCCAUGCCCCAUCUGUUUACAAGUUUGUACUCUUAUGCUGAUUUGGGUUAACCUGCACUUAACUCUGUAUAAAACAAUAUAUAAAGGUCGGCCAGUAUUGUUUGUUCUGGGCCAAUACCAAUACCAAUUGUUAGUGGUUCAUGGGACCAAUAACCAAUUUUUGGAAUGGAUAUACAUUGAACUGUCCAUCAAAAUUCAGAAUUUGUAUCGUACCAACUCUAAUACAUAACUUUAUCUCACUCGACGAGACAAAGUGGGAAGGAUGCACUGGCAGCAGAGUUAAAGUAGCACUUGCACUUUUUAAUUCAUGAAUUUUAUUCAGGUAUCUGUAAAAUAAAAGGCUGAUAAUCUGCCAUGUAUCAACCCGAUAAUCAGCCAAGUGCUGCCCUGACCAACAUAUAUUUUAUUAUGAGUCUCAAUAAAUAUUCUUUUCCUUAAAGGUUGGAAGAAAAACUGAGUUUUUCCUACAAUAUAUAAAACUGCCCUUACAAGGACAAAGGAGCAGCUUCUCUGCUACAUUAUGGGUAAUUGUUGACUUCAGUUUCUUGCAUGUCAGAUGAAUCAACACAUGUUGCAUAAUGACUCAAAGCACAGAAACUACUCCACAUUAGCAUGUUAGUCAUCACUCUGUUAUUCAGCGUUCAGUUUGGGAUAGGUUCAUGAGUUUGUUUCCAACAUUUAGACUCUGUCAUCAUGUUGACAGGGAGAUUUCUCUUUUACUGUACAUUUUGGAAAUAUAGCUAACUGGGGGUGAAUUCAAAGAAGUUUCUCUUGUAGUUACAGAUGAUACUAGUCUCCACACAGGCCCGCACUUGAAAUCUCUGUGAGGAAAGAAUGUAAUCAGCGGAUCUCAGAGUCAACUGAUGUGAGUCAUUGAGCCGCAUGGCACAACAUUACAGCCCCAAGGUGAAGCACGGCAUGACUGUACUACUAUGAGAGGGCCGUUGCUGAACAAUGUGUGUUCAUGAGUAACUGCAGUAUCACUUCAAACUUUCACUUCAUGGAGAAGUUAAAGCUCCUGUGGGGCGUCUUCAAAAGGUUAUGAAACAAACUGAAAUUAAUACCAGAAUAAAUACUGUCUUUCUUAUUAAAGGGAUAUUCCGGCGUAAAUUUAAGUUAUAGUUAUAGUCAAACACAUCGUAACACCAAGUCAGACACCCCCUCGAUAGAUGAAUGUUGCAGACCGCUUGCUUCUCUAGUUAUACCAGCUUUAGUAACGACCGCACAUUAGCAAUACACAGCGGUCUAAGUCUCCAUACGCAAACCUCAACCAAAAAGCCUUAAAUUUAAAUUUACACCGGAAUAUCCCUUUAAGUGAUACAUAGGUCUGUUUAAAUAGAAAUUGAAAACAUGACUCCCAUAAGUCUGGAGCCAAGUCUACAAAGUGAUAAGAGUACUGUUUUGUCCACAGGGGAACCAAUAUUGAUGCAAAAGUUGCUAACAGGAGCUUUAAUUUAUCACAUAGGAUGGGCUGCUGACUUAAUUUCUCUGUUACAGGUUUACAGACUGAUACCAGAUGAAGUCCAGGACUUGAAAGCUUUAUGUUUCCUCACUCAUUCUGUGUCUUAGUUAAAGUGUACUUUCCCUCUGACUGUCCACAGGAUGUUGUUGAUAUGAUGGUGCCCAUCCAGCCUUGACCAUGUAUGAGGUGAUGUCAGGUGACACCCUGGCCUGGAAGGUGCCCAGUCCGAGAGAAAGCACCGCCGGGACCAGCCCAGAGUCACACUUCCAAGGAGAUGAGGGGCCGACCAAGAUACUGAAAGUGUGCUUCUGCACCAACAAUAACCUGGGCAAGAACUUCAAGCUUGUGAAAUGUGACGGCUCCUGGCAAAUCAGGGUGAGAGUUAUCUGAAGGAAAAUAUGAGUGAGGGGAGGUGAUGUGUCAGAAGACGGUGAUAAAGAUAGAAGUUUAGUUUAUUUGAGAUUCUUUAGACCAUGUGUUGGAAGAAGAGACAGAAAUUUGUUUUAUCUGUCCUCCUCCACAUUUCAGACAUAAUAAUAAAUCAAUUACCUCAGCACAAGAAAUUAUUUUCUCUCUUUAAGUAUGUUGCAACAAGAAAACUGAAUGCUCAUCACUCUCAUCACACUUCUUUCUUCAGCCAGUUUUAAAGAUAAUUGAUGAGCUACUACACACAAGGUAGUUAAGUGCCUCUAGUGAUAAGAAAGAGUUCAAAAGUUUUUUGUCUUUCUCAGGCAAUUAUCCGUUCGAUUCUGAUCAGUGGUCGAUUGGGGCCAAACAUCGAACAUGCAGGAUGCUACGGUCUCCUGCUGAAACACCUGAAGUCAGACGAGCUUCACUGGCUGCAUCCAGAUCUGACUGUUGGGGAGGUGGAGCAACGCUACGAGAGCAAUCAUGUGGAGGCAGAAUGGAGGUACAGAGUGGGAGAUUUGCAUCCAUGUUUAUCCAGUAAAAGGAGAAAGUGAAAGGUGUUAUGUGAAGGACGCGGUAUUUGAAAAAUGUGUAGAGUGUGUCUGCUUUUUGUCACGCAGGUAUGACCUUCGAAUAAGAUAUGUUCCUGUCAAUUUCUUGGAAAAAUUCAAGGAUGACAGAUCUACAUUUGUGUAUUUUUACCAACAGGUAAUACUCUUCUUAAGAUUAUUUGAUCCAUCCUGUAAUAUAACCAUUUUAGGGUUUUCAUCACUGUUUUUUAUUGAUUUAUUUUUGCUCAGGUGCGCAGUGAUUACAUGCAGUAUCAUGCCAGUAAGGUCAGUGAUGGGAUGGCGCUGCAGCUCGGCUGUUUGGAGAUUAGGUGAGUCACUGCAUUCCUCUCAUUUAUCUGCUCUUCCUGAUCAAACUUCUACUCCCAUUUGUCCCUCUAAUAAAGGCAACAUAACGACACAAGGUCAGAGCUUUACUGGCAUGUUGUACACCGUGUGUACCGGGCUUUAUUAGGGGUCUGAGAUUUGGGUUUUUAGUAGAUGAUGCCCAGUUUAGUAGAGGAAAUGAAUGGGUAAAACUCUCUUAUCUAACUGAUGUUAUUUACUCUGGUUUGACAGGAGGUUCUAUAAAGACAUGAAUGCAAAAGGUCUGGAGAAAAAGUCCAACUUUGAGCUGCUAGAGUAAGUUUUUCCCUUAUUUCUUUACAUUUUGGGGACAUGAUCAAUAGUGGAAUAACCCCAGAUUUCCACCGCAUGCGGAACGGCUGUGUCUGACAAUUCCUACCUGAUGUGUUUGUGAGGCAAAUUUCGUGGUGAAUUUUAGACAGUAGAAAUCGCAAGGACUCACAAGAGCCCAUGAAUUCACAUGCAAUUGCAUGAUAACGAGUUGUCUCUAUAAAGACAGCCACAUAACCAUAUAAGCAGUAGAUUGUGUCCUUCCAGAGGAGGAAAUUCACUCUGUCCAAACCACUAGAUCAGACACUUUUGUGAAGAUUAGAAAUUAACCAUCGGUAAGUGCAAUAUUUACUUAUAUCUACGGAACAAACCAUGGUUUGCAUGGUGUGAAAUACUAUCUGCUAUCUUUAUUUUGAAAAAAAGCUAGAUGUUCUAUUUUGUGUCUGUGCCCGACUUACUUGUCAACAUGGGCUAAUCUGGGCUGAAAUUAUAUUGCAUGCUGCAGCGUCUGGAAAAAAAUAGAACCCUGGUGAUCAACUAUGAAGCCUUCUGAACCCCAGGGGCCAGAAAGAAGCAGGUGGAUAUUGACACAUUAACUUGAAUGGAAACGAUUUGCACCAACGGCCUUUACGCCGCCAUUCUACAUGUGGUGGAAAUUUGGAUUAACUGUCUAGAUGAGUUGUUGUUGAUGAAAUGUCGAACUGAAAUGAAGAGAUACAAACUUUACUGUGACUUUAAAAGGAAGAUUAAAAUCUGUGAAUUUCUCUGUGUGUUCCUGAACAAAUAAAGAAAAGAAGUGGGCCUGGACCUUUUCUUCCCCCCAGAGCUGAUUAACAGCAUGAAGGUAAACCAAAUCAACGGUUUCACUGUAUUACUUUACUGAAGAGUGAAGGACGAGAUCUUUGUCAGAGGAUGCUUGACUAAAGUUAAACAGUGUUUUUUUGGAUCCAGUCAAGGCAGCUCCGGAAGUUGAUCCAGCAAACGUUUCAACAGUUUGCAACACUCAAAGAGGACGACUGUAUGGUGAAGUUUUUCGAGACCCUCAGAGAGUUCAUCAGUUAUGAUGAAGAGGUCUUCCCCUGUGAACUAGUGGUAAGUGGAAACAAACAUGGAUUAAAAAUUCUGAGAUGAUUGAUAUUGUUAAUAUUUGUAUGCCGUCACUUCUCAACAGCAAGGUUGGAGUCUAUCAGUGGAGCUGGUCAUUGGCGGGAGGGGGAUUCGCCAACGCACACAGAAGGAUUCAGCAGUAAGCUAUAAAAAUAAGUAUAUGUUAGUUAAACCACAGAACAGCUGUCCUGGCUGUAUUUUGAGAAAUAAAAAAAUGAAGCAGCUUCCUGGUUUUUAAACUUGUUUCUUAGCCUCUGUCUCAGGUAUGAUAAGCACACAGUUCAGGAAAACCAUAACUUAUUAUUGUUGCACCUCUAUUUUGGAUUAAAGAAAUAAGGAAGAUCUGAUUUUGAGCUUUACUGGUGCUGAUAAUUGGAUUUUGUUACUCAAGAGAGACGUUACGCCGUCUUUUUUUUUAAUUUAUUUUUUUGGCUCUUUUCAGUGUUUAUGUAAAGCUGCUAAGACAAACUCUCUUAACCACAUGCUAAGUGAGCAGCAUCAUGUGGGUGUCACAUCAUUAUCUAUCGGACAAAGUUGGACAUAUGUCAUUAUGAGUCCCAUCAUAAAUACAUUUAUUCUAUUGUUUUUGGUGCUUCAGGCUGUUUUUCUAGCCGACUUCAAGCAGAUCAAGAAAAUACAAUGCUUACCACAGAGUGAUGGCAAGGCUCUCAUAAACUUUGACAUAGAGGGGGCCAGACAAGUGAGUACCACUACAACACCAACACCGUUCUCCUAUUAUAAAAGUGACUGUGAACACAGUUAAGAAUCUUAAAGACAGAAUUAGCUGGUGUGUUUAUCUGCACAGGAAAUUUGACACAGUACAUGUAACUUUUCUCUUUUCUCUGAUAGCGUCUGUCGAUCAAUGUGGCCACGGUCCCUGUGGCAGAGAACAUGAUGGACCUUAUUGAUGGCUACUGCCGCUUGGAAAAUGACACGGAUGAUAGUGUUAUCUACCGGACAAAUAAAGGUGUGUAUGACUCAGACACAAUUCCUAUCACUGUCAGCAUUAGUGUCAUUACAUCCAACCAUAAAGGGCAAGCAUAUGUAGAAAGGAUGGAGCCUUAAAAGGGGAAUAAAAUCUUUUCAACUAAUUUUUAUUAUCACCAAUUUUAAUUCCAGAUGCAAAUGCACGAACUUCCCUUCCUGAGCUCCCCACAAUGUGAGUGAAUUCUGGCUCUUUUACAACCCUGAGUGAUUUGUGACCCUCUCUCAGCCUCAGUGCCGCUGCACUUGUUCCCUCUUUGGUUGUAACAUGAGAUGAAAAGUUAGAGUUAUUGAUGAAAGGGGAUGUUUUAUUGAAUCAUUCUGUCAGAGCUCCUAGGAGCCAUAACUCGAAAAUGUAUGACUCUCUCUUUCUGUCCUCUCUCUGGAGCAGCAGAGACACCGGCACGAUGAGACACAGUAUGGGUGAGCAGACAGUCCCCAUAGUGUAACAUAAUAUAAAAGCUUUUAUAUAAUUUACUUCAAAUAACAAGUGAGAACACACCGCUGUUUUACAGGCUCAGAUAUCUACUGUGAGAUCCUUGAUGAAAGGCCAAGAUCAGGUUUGUCUAUUGUUUUAUUCUCUUUUGCAGAACAAUGAAAAAGAAAAAGCGAUUUAACCAAUUCUUUGUUCUGUAGUUGUUAAGUACGGCAUCGACCGAAGUGACAUCAUUCUGGGACGAAUCCUCGGCGAGGGUUUCUUUGGGGAAGUCUAUGACGGAGUUUACAAAAAGGCUGUAAGUGUGUUUCCCUAUUGUAAAAAAAGGAUGAAAUCAUAAGAAUAGCUGUGGAUGAUGCAGGGAAAUUCUGAUAGGGAGUGAAACAGAUAUUUACUGUAAAAAUCUUAACAAGUGUAUUUGUCCAAUUUCUCGUCACAAAUAUUUAUAAGGCUGGGGACAUAGUUGCUGUUUAACAAUACAUUUAGAAACACAGCCAGCCACAUCAUGAACGUAAUGGUAGACAUACUGGACUAUGUAUUAAUGUCUGGGGCUUGUUUCCAUUUAGUUUUGCAGGUUUCCACAUUGACCAAUGGUUGAAUUCAUCUCUUAUUAUCUGUUUUGACAAUUAUAACUGUGCAGUGGUAAUGAAACAUGGUACAGUUGUUGGGAAACUGCAGACCUGAUCUGUAAAAUACUGUGGCCCUGAGGGGCAAAACACAACGGCAAAUCAGAAAACACAACACAAAAAGAGAAAACAUGACACUAAAACAGAAAACACAACACUAAAAUAGAAAACACAACGACAUGAACCACUGUGUUUUCUAUUUUUGUGUUGUGUUUUCUGAUUUGCUGUUGUUAAUUGCACCUCAGGGCCACUGUAAUGAAACAUUUCGCCAUUGUUGUCCUGCUGCUGUGUUGUCUGUCACAUCUCCUCUGCCUCUACGCUGCCCCUUCUGUUCAUGUGCAUACUGCACCUCUGGUCUAUGGUAGGGCUGCCUCAAUUAAGGGGAUCACUGGGAAUCCCGGACCCCAUGAAAAUAUGUCUCACAGAAAAUUUUCAAAACAAAAGCAUGACUUUUUCAAAGUUUUCUGAUAAUAUUGUAAUAAUAUCAUUAUCACAAUAUUUUAUGGCCAUAAUAAUUCUGAGGUGUAAAUCUGAUAUGUUAGUGGACCUAACUAAAGUCCCAUUAAUUUUGGAGAGCAUACACAGGACACCCCACUCACACGCAGGGAACAUAUAGAGACCAUUAUUUGCAUGUGUAUGUGCUGUUAAAAGCAGGUUCAUCAAAUGGAGGAUAUAACAUAUAAAAUGAGGGGUAACCUCAGUCUAUAUGAGAUAAGAUGGGCAAAGUGGUCAACCUUCAACAACUAAUUUAUUUAUUAUAUGGUUGUCACAGCAGUGAUUAUCCUAUUUGUUUGUUGUAUUUUUUUUUUCUUUUUAUUUAUUGCGGGUUUGUUUAUGUUGUUGUUGCUGUUAUGUCUUUCUCUCUUUCUUUCUUUCUUUCUUUCUUUCUUUCUUUCCUUAAGUGUAUGAUGUUGUCCAUGUUGCUGUUAUGUGAUUUCUUUUUCAUGUGCAUAUGCAAAUGUACAAACACGUGGUGACUUAAAAAAUAAAGUAAUAAAUAAAUAAAGAACAUAAAAGCAGGUUUUUCUCCAGCACUAGACCUAACAUAAGCCCAUCUAGUAGAUAUGAGACACAUAAGCUUGGUAGGAUCUGAGUUUUUGUGGUAAAAAUUACAAGUAGCCACAAUUGCUGCCAAAGUUAAUGAUUUUAUAAUUUUUUUUUAAUGCAAAUCUUCAAAUAAAUGAUUAUUCAGGUCAAAAAUUGCUCCUCUUACACCUUAAAUUCUGACUUAAGAUAAGUGGUCCAACAAAUGACUUGAACAUUUAUCAGGCAGUCAAAAAAGCUGCAGUCAAUUAACACAAUGACGAAACUGACCGAUCUAAUUCACUCUGGAAACAGGCUGAAGUUCUGUUUCCUUGUAUUUUUCAUUAAAAUACUCCCGCCAUCUCUCUGAAUUUGUCUUUUGUUGUUAUAACAGGAUGGCGAUAGGGUUAACGUAGCGGUAAAAACCUGCAAAGACUGCUCACCUGAUGUGAUGGAGAAGUUCAUGAGUGAAGCAGGUAACCGUAAAACUGUGCAGAAAGAUCAAAGUUGCCAUAGUAACUUUUAACUCUGAAUAAAUGUGCAAACCUGGUGUUUUUAAGUUAUUAUGAAGAACCUGGAUCAUCAGCACAUUGUGAAACUGAUUGGGAUCAUAGAGGAGGAUCCAGUGUGGAUCGUGAUGGAGCUUUAUCAGUAUGGAGAGGUCUGUUUAAACCCUGAUCAAAUUGUUAGUCUGUUGUUUUUAUUGUGUGUAUGAAGUGUGUGUUUGUAGGUGAGAAGAACAUUUAUUCAGCUUCAUAUAACAGAUAGAGUGACUGAGAGCUUAUCUUAUGUUUGCUGGCCUUGUCUCUCUUGCAGCUGGGGAACUACCUGACUCAGAACCAGAACAAGUUAACAAACAUGACUCUGGUUCUGUUCAGCCUGCAGAUCUGCAAAGCUCUGGUCUAUCUAGAAGGAGUCAACAUGGUGCACAGGUCAGAAACCCCCUUUAAUCUGCCUUUUUAGUGAGCAGGUGAUUAAAAAGUGAUUUAUGUAAUUCUUCUGAAGUGAUCAGGCUUUGACCAACCUGUAAACCUUUCAGAUUCCCUGUAUCAUAUCUCUCUGGCAGGAUUACAGACAGAUAAGGCAAAAAAGGCCAAAAAAGCAUCUGAGCGCAAGUAGGCUGGUGAAAACAUUUUAAUUUAAACUUGUAAAUGUUUCCAGUAAGACACAUCAUUACAGAGAGUUAAUGUGAGAGGAAAACAGUAAAACACGAUCCGCUCUGUGUGUUUCUUCAGAAUUUUAUCGACAUGUUUCAGGGAGCAAAGCGGACACUCAAGGGUUCAAUCUGCCAUGAAGGAAAAACACAGACAAAGGAAAUGAGUUUCUGCCUGUGUGGGAAAAAAAAACUCAAAUGCCCCCUUUGUUUUGUUUUAUGAUGCAUUUCUGCAAGCACUGAAGCAUCUCAGAAGCAGAGUCAGGGUCAUUUAAAACACCAUGUCUGCCACCUUAACCAUUCUUUCUGUCUCGCUCUCGUUAUCCCAACAGAGACAUUGCGGUUCGGAACGUGUUAGUAGCCAGUCCAGACUGUGUGAAGCUUGGAGACUUUGGUCUGUCCAGAUACAUUGAGGAUGAAGAAUACUACAAAGGUGAGACCAUAAAACGGAUGCUUUACUGCCAUGUUUAUACUCCUCUGAAGACAAAGUAAGUCAUUAUUAAAAAGUACCAACUUCUCUCUUUUCUUUGCAGCAUCUGUGACCCGGUUGCCCAUCAAGUGGAUGGCGCCAGAAUCAAUCAACUUCAGGCGUUUCACCUCAGCCAGCGAUGUGUGGAUGUUUGGUGAGUUUGUGGUAGACUAACCCAGCUCAAAACAAACACAUUUAUGGUAUUUAGAGCACCAGACAGGAAGUGUACACUACAGAGGACAGGUAGCUGGUUAAUCUACAACUCAAACCGUCACCACUUGUUUUUAUGAUGUGGAGAAAAUAUAAAGUGUGUGUGGAGAUUUUCAGUUCAGUUGAAGCACCCAGAAUUUCCCAGAGAUUCACAAGUAGAGUUGGAUUAUCUUCUGCCAUCACCUGGGCACAGAUACUGUAUGUUAGAAUGACCAUGCCAGGCCUUUGGGGAAAUAAAGUAAGAGCUUGCAGAUUUUUAGAGUAUGGAAGCGUAUUGUAUUCACUUACAACAAAAAAAAUAAACAGUUUUUUUUCUUUGCUGUUUUUUGAACUAUUUUUUUUUGUCUUUCUGUUUUUUCAGACUAUUUUUUUCUCCCAUUUUUUGUACACAUAUUUUUUUUCCCCUCUUUCCAGUUUAAGGACAAUUUUUAUUCUGUUUUUUUUGUACUGAGGUGCCUGUGCAAAGUAGACAAACUUAUGAUGACUCCAUCUAUCUGACUUAAAGAAAGGAGUAGCUUCCAGUGUCUCAAACACAAAAGAAAGUAAAACUUGAUUAAACUGAACAAGUGGGCCAUGUUUGCUUCCAAUAAAUGGAGUAGAGGGGGAUGAAAGCGUCUGUUUUAAAUGAGAAUAGGAAAAAUAAUUUGUCUGAAAAAAAAAAAAACAAACAACAAAAAAAUUAGUCUGUAAAACAAGGGGGAAAAUAAAAAAAAAAAAAAAAACAGAAAAAAAUAGUCUGAAAAAAGAAAAAAAAAAGUCAGGAAAAGAAAAAAAAAAUUCCACUGAAAAGCAGAAAAAUUUAGUCCGAAGAACGGAACAUAAAAAAUUACUCCAAUAAAACUUUUUUUUUUUUUUGUUUGGUGUAUGCAAUACACUUCCAUAUUAGAGAUCCACAGUGCCCUAAAAGAGAUGUCAGGUGCACACCUUGUCCACAGGGGGUGACAAAGUCCACACAGAAAUUGAUGUCAUGCAGAGACGGUUUGGUCAAAGGAACUCCAAACUUAGUGAGAAUUUUUGAACAAUCUCAGAUAGUCUUAUCCAGAUAAAACUAGAGCAAAGUUUCCCGAAAUGAAAUUAAUGUCUCAAAUCAAGAAACAUAUUAAGAAAAAAUUUUUACACUCAUUAUAGGCUUAUUAUGUCUUGAGAUGAGAUAGUAAUUUGGGUUUGUCAGGCAAUUAUGGCUUAUUGUCAGCCUAAUGAGACAUUUAUUUUGUCGGAAAAAAACUCAAACACACUUAAGUUCUGCUAAUUUGUCUGCCUUUAUUAGAUUUGUUCCUUCUUUUGUACGCAUCUGCAGACAAACCAUAAUCAUGGGGAAUAAAUAACAUAAAGCAUGCAUUAAGUUGUCUUUAUUUUUCCAUGUUUGCAUUACUCAAUAGCUGUAUGUAUGUGGGAGAUCAUGAGUCGUGGGCAGCAGCCGUUUUUCUGGCUGGAGAACAGAGAUGUCAUUAACCAGCUGGAGCAGGGAAUCAGGCUGCCUAAACCGGACAACUGCCCUCCUGCCCUUUACUCACUUAUGACCCGCUGCUGGUCCUAUGAUCCCCGAGAGAGACCCAACUUCACUGAACUGGUGGUCAAGAUCAGGUAACGGUUUAUUGAAUACUAAUAGUACAAACUCUACUCUUACAAAAUGAGACCUCACAGAGCUGGUUUCGCAUUUACAUUCUCAUCUUUACUGAAUUAUUUCCUGAAAUAACAAACCUGUUGCGUGUGUUUUAAACCUUUUUAAUAUCCUUAUAAUUCAUGUCUUAAAUUUGUCAGUGAGGUCCACAAAAUGGAGAAGGAGCAGGAAGUGGAGAGAGAGCGCGACAGGGCGCGCUCCACUAAAUAUUUUGACCCCAAGUUUAAUUUUAAUGAGCCUCCUCCAAAGGUAUGAACCCUUCAUAACUUAAGCAUCACAAACUUUCUUAAAUGCAGUUUUCUGUGCAUGCUAAAUAUAUCUUUUCAUUACCUGUAGCCCUCAAGAAAACCUGGGAGGUUUGGGAACACGCUAAGCAUUGGUCUACAUAUUCAGGUACAGCAGAUUAAGAAGUUACUUCUUAUGAUGCUAAUUUUCUCAAAAAUUAUGUAAUGAAAAAGUUUACUAAAAAAAUGUGUUUGUUUGUGUCUAUGCAGCUGAACGAGGCUUUGUGUGCCAGCUCUCCUGACCUGGCCAGCCCAUGUGAAUAUCAGUCACCCGUGGACUCCAUGAACACACUUCCCCUGCCAAUCAGGUCCCCUCGGCGCCGAAGCAUGGGGGUAUAAACAUUGUCUCUCAUUUUCACUCACAUUUGAAGAAUAGUCAUCAACCUAGUGCACUUAGUGAUGAUUACCGUGAAGUCAUCUUACUUCCAUCAAAUUUCCUGGUUGUAGGAGGGUGAGUUUCUCCGAGUGGAAGCGAACAGCCGAGAGGAUGCCCAGCGCCUCUGGCAGCGGGAGAGACAGCACAUGCACGACACUUUGCGCCGGCAGAAAGAGCAGAUGUUGGAAGAUGAAAAGUGGCUGGAGAAGGAGGAGAGACUCCUGGUGGGAAACAGAGCAUCAUUAACUUUUGUCAACCCCCUCUCUGUGUCUCUGUGUCGCCCAGAUCCCAAAUUCAAUGUGGCUCUGGAGGCUACGCUGAACGAGGUGUCGUUUAACAAUUUAAAGCCUCUGGUUCACUCCCGACGCCCAGCUAGUCUAAAUCUGAAUGUUCCCCUGAUAUCAGUUCCAAAGAGAGGAUCCAUGUCCAUAAUCUAUAAAAUGAACCUGCCUGUUCUUUUGCAGGACCCCAUGGGACCAGAGGACCCUGCCAACCCAGCGGUAGGUGUCAACCUGUACAAACUGUGAUUUAAUGGUUGGAUGACAGUUUGUUUUGUGCAGUUUUCUGUCCUUUGUCCCAUUGGACAAGUUUCCCAUAAAGUCAGUUUUAUGCUCAUUUAGAAAGUAGCAGCAAAGGUAAUAAAACACAUGUAUUUGGCUAACCUACAGUUCCUCUUUAAUAGGCAGAUAGCAUUUCAGCAACUCAAAGGGGCCAUUGUGAGGUAGAUUAAAGACUAAAUUCAAGGAAAGGAGAUAGUAUUUGGAAAAAUUUCCAAGAGUAAAGUGUUUAAUUAUUGAGAAAGGAACUAAAACGUCCCUAGACAAAGUAUAUAUUUAUGUAUAUUUAAAAAAAUCACAAUAAAAGAUACAUUUGAUUGUUAAAAGUAAACAGGAUUUUUGUCAAUAAACACUACUUCGGGAUUUAGAGGACAUCAUAGGCAAAGACUGUUUUGUCCACAGGGGGCACCAAAAUUGACACAAACUGGCAAAUCCUUACAUGCACCAUAAUUUGGAUAAAAAAGUGGAUAAAACUGAAUUCAUGUAAUUCUUGAUGAGUGUAAAAGAACAGACAUCUUAGCACAGUAACAAAAACUUUCAAUUCAAAUCAAAGGACAUUCUGGGAAAUAAUGAGUUACCAUCAACUUAAAUGAAGAGGCACAUUUUACAGGGGAGACAUUUAACACACAGCACUGUUAAAAUUGAUUAAAUAUAUUUAACAAUGUCUCUGCAAUAUAGGGGCACUAUUCCUUUAAGUUGUAUUCUAGUUUAGUCAGGAAGUCACACUCCAGCUGUGUAAUUAGAGAACCGUAGUGUGUUAGUGACUGUGAGUGAUUGAGUACCAACAGGAUGUUUGUUCUCUAACUCAUGAGGUUUGUCUUUUAUUCUUUUCAGUUUCCUGAAGCUGACACAGAUAAUGGUAAGUGCCAAAAAGAGUAAUAGAUUCUUUACAACUUAAGUCAUUAUUAUUCUCACUUGAGCUGAACCCUCCCGUCUUUCUUCCAACCCCGCAGCACCUCCAGAGAAACCUCCACGGCUCACAGCACAGGUAAUUAUGUCAGUCUAUCUUGCAUUGCCUAUAUCUUUCGGCCAUUUAAUUUUAUUAGCUUUAAAAGUGAACUCAGUCGCUGAAAAAAGUGCAAUAACCCCUUAACUAAGUUGAAAGAGCAUCGCAUAAGUGCUAACAUGCAUUUAAUAAACUGUUUAGUUAAUAUUCUUUUAAGUUAUCCCAGUUGAAAACCCAUUUUAUAUUCUCAUCUAGCCUGCGCCUACAGCUGAGCUGGACCGCUCAGAUGACAAAGUUUACCACUCCGUCAUGAACCUCGUCAAAGUCGUAGUCCAGCUCAAGAAUGACUUCGCCGAGAUGCAGCCAGAUCAGUACAUCACCCUCGUCCAGGUACACCGAGAUGAAUCAGUCUUUCCCCUCACUGUGACACUUCAUCACUGCUUUAGAGGCAAAUUUAAAGUGUAUGAAUUAAAGAGAAAAGACAAAAGACUUGAGUUGUACAUCUGAUAAAUUCUCCACAUUGAUCUCUGCCCACAGUCUGUCGGGAUGGCUUUACGAGACCUGAUUCGCAACGUGGAUGAUAUACUGCCUACCUUACACGAGUCUAUCAGGACUGAGGUACUGUUUAUUGUCUUCACCUUUUUUGCUGUGUUUUCUCAUCUUCUUACUCUCUUUCUUUAUCGAUUUUAAUGUUCUUACACGCUGCUCUGCUGCUUGUUCCGUGAAUAAAAUGAGACUUAAGUUCAUCUCAAACACAAAGAAGUACAAAAAAAUAAUAUGUCUUGCUUACUAUUCAGGCUGAAAACACCAUGAAUCCAUAACUCGCAUAUAAGAUGAGUUUCUUUGAGUCUUACUGAUCAAUUGAUCAAAGACAGUAGAAAGAUGGGUUUUAUUUUGAUAUAUACUUUUAACAUAAAAAGGAGCAGACUGUCACCAUAGUUACCUGAGGUGGGAAAAAUGAUUGAUUUUAAGAUGCAUCACGAUUCGGCCAUGCACGGUUCUGCAUCGAUGCAGCGACGUGACAAUCGUUCUUUUUCUCACUUUAUUAAUUUAUUUUUCUGGACAAUGAAGUUGUGAGGUUUCAACUGCUUCUGGGGGCAGAGUUGCAAACGCCAUGCUCACUGGGGAUACGGCGCGAACCACACAAGUUAUCAAAGAUGCAUCUAUUACUUUUAAAUCAGACAUCUGAGCUCAUUUCGGCUUUUAUGAACUUGAUGGGAGGCUUGAGAAGAUGCACGCUGUGUAUAAAGUCUGCGACACAAAAAUAAAAUACUUUGGGUAUACAACUAAUAUUACGAAACAUUUCGAACGUUUCCACCCUGUGAGGAAUUCGGCAGCAACAGCCACGAAAACAGCGACUACUAGUUACCAUGUUGUCCAUCCAACAAUUGUCUUUCACUAGUUAGAGCACAAUUAAAUGUCACAUAAUUUGGAAAAUAAAAAGGAGCUGUUUGGCUGUUUUCUGGGGGACAAAAAGUUGAUAAAAUCAGUCAGAGGUUUUACUCAACACAAAGCGGUCUUCCUGCACUCUGAAGGGGGUUCUCCACCUCAACAACCCUCUAACAUUACAUCACCCCCACUUCUUACUUCAGUAACUAAAUCACAGACCUUCAAUAAAACCUCCAGUGUGAUAUUGUGUCUCAGUUAACUAUGAAAUUAAGGCAGAAUGCACCUCAUUCAUACCCUGAAACUAAAUAGUUUCUAUAGUUUUACCUACUGUAGCUGUCAGGUUCUGGAGUUAAGCAAAAAAGAUAGUACAAAAAAAAAAAAAAAAUAUAUAUAUAUAUAUAUAUAUAUAUAUAUAUAUAUAUAUAUAUAUAUAUAUAUAUAUAUAGAUAGAUAGAUAGAUAGAUAGAUAGAUAUAUAAAGAACAAAAUGAAAAGAUCGACAAAAACAGAAAAAUCCAAAAGACAAAAUCCACAAAGAAAUCACAGGGAGCAACUGGGGACACAGGCAUAAACACACACACUGAUAAACAUAUAAUGAACCAACAAGGACAGAGGGGAAGACGGGGACUAUAUGCACACUGGGAAACAAGCAACAGGUGAGGCAGACAAGACACAGGUGAGGCAAACGAGAAACAUGGGUGAUUAAUAAAAGAGGGAAAACUAGGGAAAUAAAACCAGAAUAGAAACACAAGGAAUCAGCUCCUACAAAAUAAAACAGGAAACACUGAAAACUGAUCUAAAGAAUUACACUGACAACAUGAGGGAAACGGGGUCAAACACAAACUGAAAACUCACAAGACAGGAUCACAGGAACAACAGGGAACAGAAACUCUAGGGAAAUUACACAAAAUGAACUCAAAGAAAACCAGGAGAAAACUAAAUAAACAGAACAUAUCAUGACAGUAAGUUGUCAUGAUUGCAAACAGUGCCCAUCCAAGAAAGUCACCAUGCUGUUUUUUGUACUUUCCACAGAUCGAGGGCACCCAGAAACUCUUGAACAACGACAUGGCAGAGCUGAUCAGCAAAAUGCGUCUGGCCCAGCAGAACGCCAUCACCUCCCUGAAAGAGGAGUGUAAGAAACAGAUGCUGGCGGCGGCUCACACUCUGGCGAUGGACAGCAAGAACAUGCUGGAUGCCGUGGACCAGGCCAGAGUCAGAGCCAACCUAGCCAAGCCAGCGACGCUUUAGUGAACUGUAUACAUAUUCCAAGUUACACAUCAAGCUUAAAUCAAACAAUAUCCUCAUUUGUAUGUCAAAAUUGACAUGGACAUUGUCACAGUCAGGCUGUGGCAGUCGUUAUAUCUGUAAAUGUGUGGUGUUUACUUCUAAUUUGAUGCUACAGCUCAGUGGAGAAAGUUAAUGUGUAUUUUUACUAAGCUAGUGUAUGUACUGAAUUAAUGAUCGCCUAUCAACACAUGUUAAGGUUGGGCUGACACUUGUCUGUUAUGUACAAACAUCACUUUACUUAAAUGUUUGGUUUAAAAUAUCGAGAGAGAAUAAAAAUGCUAUGGAUGGUUGGUAAUCACAUAUUUGAGGCGCUCCAUUCAACUUGAAAGAGUGAAAUUAUCUCUCAGUCUGACCAUUUUUGCAUGUAAGUUAUGUUUUAUUAAAAUAAAAUUCACGAUGUUA